UAUUGUCAUUGCAACCGGAUGCUGUUACAUACAACAAAAUUCUCCCACAAACGAUUUUAUUGUUUCAACCGUCUCUUAAGGGAAACUACCACUAAAUGUGAAACUAUGUGAUAAACCACAGGUCUCAGCACACCAGCACCUGUCCAAUUUGUGUCACUUUUUUCACAUUUUCCAACCACAGACCUGUCAUGAGGUGCAUUUGCAGGCAUGAUGUGUGUGAGCUGUGAAAAACUCACACUCGUCUAUGGUUCAACUUCUUUACACCGGAUUUUUAUUCGUGCAUUGUUUUACCUAUAGAGGUUAUCAGAAUAUCUUUUAUUUUGUAAUUUACUGGGCCUUUUUUUAAGUGCAGUGGGCUGCAUAAAUAAUGUCCACACCCUCUACAAACAGCUUUCAACUUUCAAUUCGGCCAGCAAACAUUUUUUCUUUCUUUUUCAUCUGAUCAUCACAAUGGGGUCUUUUGUAAAUCUGCCUGUGUUCCUCUGUGUCAUGGGUUUGCUCUCUGAGACUCUGUGCUCUUUUACACUGGAGGUAGAAGUUGAAAAAAGUGUCACUAUUUGGUGCCAACAUGAGCUGACCUACAGAGGUUCCAUCUUCUGGUUCAAACACACCACUGAUUCAGUUCCACUUCUUUUAGGGUGUAAAAAGUUUAGAACAUCAGCUCCAUCCCAAAACUGUUACUUCUCUAAUGACUCCGAGCGCCUGGUGAUGUUUGUUCAGCACGAGAACACGUCUCUCACCAUCACUGCACUGAACGUCUCUGAUACAGGACUUUAUUACUGCAGCACCAUGGAAUCAGAGCAAGUGAUCUUCAGAAACUCGACAUAUUUACACGUCAGAGGAGUAAAUAAAACCGUUUCUGAGAACAAAGUGACAGGUUGUGAUUGUUCUACUGUGAUCGUCGUGCUGAGCUCGGUGUUUGGUUUAAUGGUUUUGAUUCUGCUCAGUGUCCUGAUCUUCAUCCUGCUGAAGCACAGAAAAACUCACAGUGCUGCUGAAGAAGUUAAUGGGGUUGCUCACUCUGAUUCUGUUAUUUACACUACACUGCAUUACCCUAAUGAGAAAACUACAAGAACCAGGAGACACGAUGGAACGAUGAAACCAUGUGUUAUAUAUUCUUCAGUCGCAUAGAGUAAUGUGUGUGGACAUAAUGUUCCAGAUCAUUGUUUUACUUAAUAAGAAGUUUUACUGAUGGUCCUACUGAUGCUCUGUGGUUGGAACAUCACA
Molecule: messenger RNA, 1227 nt
Organism: Silurus meridionalis
Lineage: Eukaryota; Metazoa; Chordata; Actinopteri; Siluriformes; Siluridae
Exons: 6
Coding region: 451-1131 (226 amino acids)
Biological process (GO): response to bacterium
Source: RefSeq, a predicted model, not a curated record